AUGGACGAUCACAUGAAGAGAGGUUGGCUUGAACCUGUCCCAGAUGACGACAUUCUCGGGCCAUCCUACUACAUGCCGCAUCAUGGCGUCCUUAAAGAAUCUUCUACCACAAAAUUGCGAGUUGUAUACAACGCUAGCGCGAAAUCAUCCUCAGGUCGCAGUCUCAACGACAUUCUCAUGAUUGGGCCCACUGUACAGCCUACUCUGGCCACAAUUCUCUUACGAUUUUGUCGCUAUCCAUACGCUAUCACUUCCGACAUCUCUAAGAUGUAUUUGCAAUUGGCAAUGGAUCCCGUUCAUUCGAACUAUCAGCGUUUGAUUUGGAGGGAUAGUCGUGAUGGGCCAGUGCGUGAUUAUCGCAUCACCAGAGUGUGCUUUGGAGUGGCUUCAUCACCUUUUCUCGCCACCAGAGCAUUCAUCCAACUCGCAGAUGAAAAUGAAGCUGAGUUUCCUCGCGCUGCCGAGGCACUACGUACGUCAUUUUAUGUUGACGACUGCAUCUCGUCAGCCCCAACUCUGAAUGCGGCUUCAGAAACCCAGACUCAAUUGAUUGAAGUUCUCAAACGCGGUGGAUUUGAGUUAGCCAAGUGGUCUAGCAAUAAUCCGUCUUUACUUUCAACUCCGUUGAAUAGCCAAGAGACAUCUUCAGUUUUCAUUGGAGAGACUACCAGCAGUGCUUUAGGACUUUCAUGGGACUCAUCUGCGGAUGUUUUCCAGUUCAAGUCACCAGUUGUCCCCUCUGAUGAUUUAAAUACCAAAAGGAAGAUGGCCUCGACUAUAGCCAAGCUCUUCGAUCCCAUCGGACUGGUGGGACCGAUCAUCGUCGAAGCCAAGAUUUUGCUUCAAGAUAUACACGAGCUUAAGCUGGGGUGGGAUAAAAUUGUUCUCGACGGAUUUCAAGAAAAAUGGCGAAGUUUCGUCGACCGUUUGAAGGACAUCAAUCAAAUCCGAAUUCCUCGAUGGAUCUCGACGAUCCAUUCUCCAACAAAGGUAAAAAUCCAUGCGUUCUGUGACGCUAGCAUGAGAGCCUACGGUACUGCGAUCUACGUUGUGACUAGAGACGACAGCGAUGGAGUGAGUGCCAAUCUGCUUCCGUCAAAAUCUCGUGUGGCACCCAUUGCACAAUUAACCAUGCCUCGCUUUGAAUUAUGCGCGGCUGUCCUAGCCACAGAGACUGUGGAAAAGAUGAAAGAUGUCUUCCAGCCUGCAACCAUUCAUUUUUGGAGCGACUCCACCAUAGUGCUAUGUUGGAUCCACCGUCCCCCUGUUGCCCAAGGCGUGUUUGUGUCUAACAGGAUUCGGAACAUUCUCAAGCUUUCCACUAUCGACCAAUGGCGCCGUGUCGUCACCAACCAGAACCCCGCUGAUAUCAUUUCACGUGGGAUGAGUCCACAACAACUUACUCAUUGUGAUCUUUGGUGGAAGGGACCGCCAUGGCUUUCCAAAUCCGUAGACGAUUGGCCACCAGUUUUCCAUCCUAGCGGCUUGCAACCGGAAGAACCAUCUUGUCUAGUUCUGACACAAGAAUGGCCCCAUCACGGAACACUGUUCGAACAUCUUUCAGCCAAGUAUUCAUCGUUUCCUAAGAUUCUUCGAAUUGUGGUAUACUUUUUGCGUUUCACCCGGGGAGCAAGGGACCCGCAAAGAAUGUCUAAAGGUCCAAUUACCAGCGUAGAAAUGGAGCUGGCCCGCUCAUUUCUCAUCGGACAAGAACAACGUGCUCAAUGGCCUGGCCUUCCCAACCACAUUCACAAGAAUUCCGUCUCAUCUUCAAAAUGGAAGUCUUUGGCAUCCUUGACACCAUUCAUUGACGAAGAUGGAUUGAUUAGAGUUGGGGGCCCAAUCGAAAAUUCCGAUGAAGCCUUCGCUGCUAAGCAUCCCAUACUUCUACCCAAAUCAAAAUUGUCUUUGAUGAUUCUUCGUCACGAACAUUUGAAGCAGUUGCACGCUGGCCCAACACUUCUUCUGGCAUCCAUUAGGCAGCGCUAUUGGCCGUUAUCUGGAAGAAAUCUGACCAGGAGAGUGGUUCACGAAUGCUACCAAUGUUUCCGUGCCAAACCAAAACCAUUGGAACAACUGAUGGGCGACCUGCCGGAGCAUCGGGUGAAUUUCUACCGGCCUUUUCAGGCCACUGGGGUAGAUUUUGCCGGCCCUGUGCAAAUGCUAUCUACCGCUUCACGAGGAAUCAGAGCUCGGAGAGCACAGGUCCAGAAAGCGUACAUAGCGAUUUUUGUAUGCAUGGCUACAAAGGCCACACAUUUGGAGCUGGUGACAGCAUUGUCUACAGACGCUUUUCUGGCUUGCUUUCGUCGUUUCGCUGCUAGGAGAACGAUGCCACGUCAUAUGCAUUCUGAUUGUGGCAAAAAUUUCGAAGGUGCGAACAACGAGUUGUCUCGUCUCCUGCGAGAAGAACUCCAUCAGCGAGAAAUCACUACCGCCACUCAUGACGAAGAAAUUGUGUGGAAUUUUAAUCCACCGGCAUCGCCUCAUCACGGUGGGUUCUGGGAAGCGUGCGUAAAAAGCACGAAGUUUCAUCUUUCACGUGUCACCCAGUCCCAUCCUUUGUGCUAUGAGGAGUUAUCCACUUUACUAUGCCAAAUCGAAUGUAUUUUAAAUAGCAGACCGAUUUGUGCCCUGUCCAAUGAUCCUAACGAUCCAAAAUACCUUACCCCUGGACAUUUUUUGGUCGGAGUUCUAUCCAAUGCACCUCCUGAUCCCAAUCUUGCUCAAAUCCCAGCCAAUAGAUUAUCCUACUGGCAAGCUUGCCAAUCCCGUGUGCAGGAGUUUGGGCGCAAGUGGAGAUUACAUUAUCUCAACACUUUGCAACAAAGAACACGUUGGAAAGUCGACCAAGAGAAUCUUACAACGGGGAUUGUCGUGCUUUUGUUGGACGAGACAAAUCGAGAAGGUUCCAAGUGGGUAUUAGGACGCAUCGAGAAUAUCCACCCAGGUGCUGAUGGUCGUGUUCGGGUGGUUACAAUUCGGACGGCUAGAGGAACAUAUCGCAGGCCAAUUACCAAAAUAGCCAAGAUUCCAGAGGCCGAUGAUAAUUCUUCUGGCGUUUCAACGUCACGCCAGACCGGGGAGGAUGUUCCCGCCUUGAUUUGA
Molecule: messenger RNA, 3108 nt
Organism: Phlebotomus papatasi
Lineage: Eukaryota; Metazoa; Arthropoda; Insecta; Diptera; Psychodidae
Exons: 1
Coding region: 1-3108 (1035 amino acids)
Molecular function (GO): nucleic acid binding
Source: RefSeq, a predicted model, not a curated record